ACUGGCUCGCACCUGGCUCCAGGCAGCCGCGGGAUAAGGCUUCGCCUGCCACGAUUGCGCAGGGAGCCAGCUGGUGGAGACUGGGAACUUGCCUGCAGGCUUCACCUUCUAGCAACAAGGGCAGGUCACUGGAGAUCUGGGGACAAGGAUGGCCAGACUGCCCUUGGCUGUGAGUGCUCCUCGGUGCCCCUGGGGCUGAGGCUGAGCUGGUAGCCAUGGGGCUGGGCAGGCUCCAGGCUUGGAUGCUGCACCUGCCUACGGCCGUGGUCUAUGGCUCCCUGGCUCUCUUCAUCUCCGUUCUGCACAAUGUGUUCCUGCUUUACUAUGUGGACACCUUUGUCUCGGUGUACAAGAUCAACAAGACUGCCUUCUGGGUUGGAGAGACGGUGUUUCUCCUCUGGAACAGCCUCAAUGACCCCCUCUUCGGCUGGUUGAGUGACCGGCAGUUCCUCAGCUCCCAACCUCGGUCGGGUGCCGGGCUCUCCUCGAGGGCCGUGGUGCUGGCACGGGUGCGGGCCCUGGGCUGGCACGGGCCACUGCUGGCGGUGUCAUUCCUGGCAUUCUGGGUGCCCUGGGCCCCAGCUGGCCUGCAGUUCCUGCUGUGCCUGUGUCUCUAUGAUGGUUUCCUGACUCUCGUGGACCUACACCAUCAUGCCUUGCUGGCUGACCUGGCCCUCUCUGCCCACGACCGUACCCAUCUCAACUUCUACUGCUCCCUCUUCAGUGCGGCUGGCUCCCUCUCUGUCUUUGCCUCCUAUGCCUUCUGGAACAAGGAAGACUUCUCUUCCUUCCGCACCUUCUGCGUGGCACUGGCCACUGGCUCCGGGCUGGGCUUUGUGGGGGCCACACGGCUGCUUAGGCGGCGGGUUGAGGCGGCCGGCAGGGAGCCGGAGUGCUCAGCCCUGGCUGCGGAUGGCAGCCUAUGUGGAGACGAGCUCUUUGCGGGCUGCAGGGAGGCAGCCAGCAUCACUUUGGGCCAGUACCUGCAGCAGCUGGCACGCCACCGGAACUUCCUGUGGUUCGUGGGCAUGGAUCUGGUGCAGGUAUUUCACUGCCACUUCAACAGCAACUUCUUCCCCCUCUUCCUGGAGCAUCUGUUGUCGGAUCACAUCUCCCUGUCCACGGGCUCCUUCUUGUUGGGCAUCUCCUAUGUUGCUCCCCACCUCAACAACCUCUACUUCCUGCCCUUGUGCCGGCGUUGGGGCGUCUAUGCUGUGGUGCGGGGGCUCUUCCUGCUCAAGCUGGGCCUGAGCCUGCUCAUGCUGUUGGCUGGCCCUGACCGCCCUGGCCUGCUCUGCCUCUUCAUUGCCAGCAACCGUGUCUUCACUGAGGGCACAUGUAAGCUGUUGACGCUGGUGGUCACAGAUCUGGUGGACGAGGACCUGGUGUUGAACCACCGUAAGCAGGCGGCCUCAGCUCUUCUGUUUGGCAUGGUGGCCCUGGUGACCAAGCCAGGCCAGACCUUUGCCCCGCUGCUGGGCACCUGGCUGUUGUGCUUCUAUACAGGUCACGAUCUCUUCCAGCAGCCCCCGCUGGCCCCUGUGGGGAGCGCCCAGCCCUGGCCAGAGCCCCCGGCCCCACCCCCGGCGCAGGCCCCAUCGCUCCGCCAGGGCUGCUUCUACCUGCUGGUGCUGGUGCCCAUCACCUGUGCCCUGCUGCAGCUGUUCACGUGGUCCCAGUUCACGCUGCACGGGAGGCGCCUGCACAUGGUCAAAGCCCAGCGCCAGAACCUGUCACGGGCCCAAACCCUGGAGGUUAAGAUGGUGUGAGAGGUGGGCACGGCAAGGCCAUCCUGCUGACGACACCGUCUGCAGCCCUGGCCAGGAGCCACCUUUGCCAGUCCCUCAUCCUGCUGCUGUGCCUUCCGGGGCGCAGCCUGGAGGACAGAUGGCAGGCAGAGUGGGAGCCUUCUGAGGCUGAGCCGGGAGCGUCACUGGGUUCUAAGUUCCUGCUUGGCUGUCUGACCCAGCUCGGGCAACGGCUGGGCUGUAUGUGCUCAGGGACCUCUACCCCCUAUGGGGCAGGAGGAAGAAGAGGACCAAGAAGGGAUGGGGCCAUCCUGUGGUCAUGGGGCUGCUGCGAGGCAUGGAGGCCUAUCCCAUACCUGCCUGGGGCUGGUGCUCUGUGCUGUCUAGAAGCCACUUUCACCCACUCAGGGGAAGCUGGGAGUCCCACCGCCCCCUCCCUCCACCUUUCCAGUGGCUUCUCUGAGCCGUCUGCUUCAGCGGUGCCUGAAGGAGUGUGCCCUAGCUGCUGCAGGGCUUCCCCACCCCCACCUGGCCUCCAAAAGAGGCUCAUUUCAUCGCAGCUCAAUUAAAGUCAGUCAUUUCUAUUCCCA
Messenger RNA from Hyaena hyaena (striped hyena), 2338 nucleotides. RefSeq names its product major facilitator superfamily domain containing 13A (gene SLC68A1). NCBI's taxonomy places the organism in Eukaryota, Metazoa, Chordata, Mammalia, Carnivora, Hyaenidae. The record is from RefSeq and is a predicted model, not a curated record. Bases 216 to 1769 code for a protein of 517 amino acids. The transcript has 10 exons.